AUGCAGCGUCACUGGAACAAGGGCAACUGCGCACUCACCGAUGGGCCGCUGGUCGCCGUCAGCGGUGGCAAAGCCGAGAAGUACAACAAGCCGGUGAUCCCGCCAUAUCUCGCGGCACCCAUCUACCUAAAGGGCUCCGAGUCGGCUUGGAACACCCUCUACUUCAGCGCAGACCUCUGCAGCCCCAACCAGCAGGGAAACCCGAUCUGCGAGUACCUCGACGCAGCCGUGGGUGUGGCAAACUACUUGUCCGAGCACGUCACUGGCGCAAGCAGUACCGUCUGCAAGGCCGUCAAUCCCGAUGGAAAGGCUCAAACUGAGAAGUGUUCCGACGGAAUCUGA
This is a messenger RNA of Trichosporon asahii var. asahii CBS 2479, 342 nucleotides long. RefSeq lists its product as uncharacterized. The record is from RefSeq and is a predicted model, not a curated record. Lineage: Eukaryota; Fungi; Basidiomycota; Tremellomycetes; Trichosporonales; Trichosporonaceae. The transcript has a single exon. The coding region runs from base 1 to 342 and encodes 113 amino acids.